AUGAAAGUGUCUACUAUUAUCUGUACCCUGACCACCGCUGGGCUGGUCGCAGCUAUCCCAGUCGAUCCUGACGUCCAUGACAAUGUUGUUCGGGAUGCCAUUCUCCCAGGCGGCGUUCAUGCUCGGGAUGCCAUCCUCCCAGGAGGUGUCCAUGCUCGAGAUGCUAUCGCCCCAGGCGGCGUCCAUGCUCGGGAUGCUAUUGCUCCAGGCGGCGUCCAUGCUCGGGAUGCCAUCCUCCCAGGCGGCGUUCAUGCUCGGGAUGCUAUUGCUCCAGGCGGUGUCCAUGCUCGGGAUGCCAUCCUCCCGGGCGGCGUUCACCUUCGGGAUGUGGUUCCUGACACCGACCUCAACAAGCUGGACCAUGUGGAUGCAAAGGGAGUGGACGGCUAUGGCAAUGACAAUGGCAAACGCAAUGGCGAAGGUCACGGCAAUGGCGAAGGUCACGGCAAUGGCGAAGGUCACGGCAAUGGCGAAGGUCACGGCAAUGGCGAAGGUCACGGCAAUGGCGAAGGUCACGGCUAUGGCAAUGACAAUGGCUAUGGCAAACGCAAUGGCGAAGGUCACGGCAAUGGCGAAGGUCACGGCAAUGGCGAAGGUCACGGCAAUGGCGAAGGUCACGGCAAUGGCAAUGACAAUGGCUAUGGCAAACGCAAUGGCGAAGGCCACGGCAAUGGCGAAGGUCAUGGCAAUGGACGCGAUUAA
Molecule: messenger RNA, 702 nt
Organism: Aspergillus chevalieri
Lineage: Eukaryota; Fungi; Ascomycota; Eurotiomycetes; Eurotiales; Aspergillaceae
Exons: 2
Coding region: 1-702 (233 amino acids)
Source: RefSeq, a predicted model, not a curated record